AUGGUUUCGCUUGACGCCUCACGCUCCACGCGCGACUCCUCACCCGAAUCCACGGCCUCAACUCUGUCUUGCAUUACAGUCAUGGACCGAUCAAGCACUGCGCGCAACUCCAUCGCCGCGUCAGACACGCCGCCUACCAGUGUUGGAGAAACGUCCACUGAAGCUCCCGACGCGUCAAAGACUGACAGCAAAGUGGAGCGCCGCCGCAGCGGGCGCGUACGCCAAAGCAUCGCCACCUACAAUGACACAAUCCUCGCUGGUACCGCAAUACACACCCCACGAAAGUACCUGGAAGCCGAAGCUGUAAAGCACCGGACGGUGUCCGGUGACACCCUGGUCAGCCACAUCGAUGGGCCAGCCCAGAGGCUCUUAGAUGAGGCGACCGAGAAGCUGGACCCAGCCUGGGACAUGAAUGAAGUACCAGGAGAUGCGACAACGGCAGAGGCGAGCACGGUCAGGCGCAGGGAAUCGACGCGUCGGAGCAAGCUCAAGGAUGCGGCAAGUGCUAUAGUCUCUGCCCCGUCGGCAUUGCGCAAGCGGACACGGGAAGCGAUGGAGAGUGGGAAACAGAAGAUGACUGCCCUUGGAGGCGAUCGCGGGAAGGCCUUGCGGCAGACUGAGGAAGAGGAGGACAACAUGGAGGCGGAUGAGCAUGUCCCGAAGCGGAAGCGUGUUUCGAAAUCACCCGGUGCGGCUGCUGCUCUGGCGCAGCCCAAACCCAUCGCUGAGGCUUGCUUUAAGAAGAAGACGUGGCAGAAUCAUGGGAUGUACAUCGGGCAAUCACGAGGCUUCAAGGCAAACCACACGGAGGCUCAGAACAAGCAGGAGCAAAUAUCGGCCGGCAUAAUAGCAACGACCGCCCAAAAGCGCGAGAACUGGGCGCUGCCGCUUCCGCUGUUUACGUGGGAGAAGCACCUGAUGGAUGACCCAACUGACGAGUGGUUCGACUUCGAACUUCCAUACGAAGUGUACAACACCCAAGGACGCAAGAUCAAGCCUCAUGAUUGGCAUCGCAUCUCCAAGAACCGUUAUGUCGGCGAUGCCGCUCGUAUAAAACCUAACCCGAACCUCUCUGUCUGUGAGUGUGACAAGUGGGGAACUGUGUGCGAUGAGAAUUGUCACAACCGUGUUAUGCGCUACGAGUGCGACGAUAGCAACUGCAAGGUCACGGCCGAGCGUUGCACAAACCGCCAGUUUGCUGAACUGAAAAGAAGAACAGAGAAGAAAGAGAACAAGAGGGAGCCAAAUGCGUAUGACGUGGGUGUUGAGGUGAUGCCAACUAGAGAUCGUGGAUUUGGUGUUCGUGCUGCCCGCACAUUCGACCCUGGCCAGAUCAUCGUGGAGUAUACCGGCGAGGUCAUCGAUCAGAAUGAGUGUGACAGGAGAAUGAGAGAGGAGUAUGCCAAUAACCAGUGCUUCUACAUUAUGCGAUUUGAGAACAAGCUAUUCAUCGAUGCGACCAAGGGCUCGAUCGGCCGCUUCGUCAAUCACUCUUGCGCGCCAAACUGCGAGAUGAGCACGAUGACGGUCAAUGGUGAGCCACGAAUGGCAUUGUUUGCAGGACCAAACGGUAUCGGAACCGGCGAAGAGCUGACGUACGACUAUAAUUUCGAGUAUGUUUCUGUUCAUUCCGUCUCUCGCGUCGUUUCAGGACUCUCUAACAGAUCGUACAGAGACUUCGGCGAUGCGAAGACCAAGUGCCUCUGCGGCGCCCCAACCUGCCGCGGCACACUCGGAAAGAAAGAGAGCCUCGCCGCCGGCGUCAAGCGUAAAGCGCAGAAUCUCCUAGAUGCCAUCCUCCCCAAGCCGGACGAAGACCGCAGCUCCAAGCGCCGGAAGGUAGCCAACGCCGUCCGCUCCCAAAUCGCCAGAACCACGCACGCGGUCAACACCGUCGCAGCCAGCGCGACCCAGGCCAUCGAGCAGAGCCGCAGCCGGGAAGAGCGUCUAGCGCGUCGGCACUCCUCAGGCGACGCUCUCGUCCGCCAACCCGGCAAACUUAAGAAAGUCUCAGCGAACGCCUGCCAGGAUGCACCAUCCUCAUCCAGCAGCCCUCCCCCUCCACCGUCUCCUCCACGGCAAGCACACUCCAAGCGCGAGCGCCUCGCCACAGUCCUCAAGUCCUCCACCCGCACCCUCAAGUCAACUACCCAGUCACAGCUAACGCGCUACUUCGCGACCUCCUCGACCCAAGUAACCGCCGCAGCAGCGCCCGCGCCGCAAAUCCCGGAGCUGGACUUCGGCGACUACGAGGAGCUGGCGCCGCAGGGUAAGAGCGGUGGCCGUCUGAGGCCCACGACGAUGAGGCCGGGGCUGCAGAGGCCGCAAACAUCGGCGAGCAUGAAGAGCGUUGCGGCUACGGUGAGAAGCGGAGUUGUGAGGAGCGUGAGGGGCCCGAGAAAGGCGGCGGCUAUAGUUAGGUAUGGGUUGCAGGAUGGAGCGGGGAGUGGGGAGACGAUUAGGAGGGUUUUGGUGGAUGAUGAGUAG
Molecule: messenger RNA, 2487 nt
Organism: Coniosporium apollinis CBS 100218
Lineage: Eukaryota; Fungi; Ascomycota; Dothideomycetes
Exons: 3
Coding region: 1-2487 (828 amino acids)
Biological process (GO): regulation of DNA-templated transcription
Cellular component (GO): nucleus; chromatin
Molecular function (GO): histone H3K36 methyltransferase activity; protein binding
Source: RefSeq, a predicted model, not a curated record